AUGCGGCUGCGCAGAAGCGGCUGCGCAGGAACGGCUGCGCAGGAACGGCUGCGCAGGAACGGCUGCGCAGGAACGGCUGCGCAGCAACGGCUGCGCAGCAACGGCUGCGCAGGAACGGCUGCGCAGGAACGGCUGCGCAGGAACGGCUGCGCAGGAACGGCUGCGCAGAAACGGCUGCGCAGAAACGGCUGCGCAGAACGGCUGCGCAGGAACGGCUGCGCAGAAACGGCUGCGCAGAAACGGCUGCGCAGAAGCGGCUGCGCAGAAGCGGCUGCGCAGAAGCGGCUGCGCAGAAGCGGCUGCGCAGAAACGGCUGCGCAGAAGCGGCUGCGCAGAAGCGGCUGCGCAGAAGCGGCUGCGCAGAAGCGGCUGCGCAGAAGCGGCUGCGCAGAAGCGGCUGCGCAGAAGCGGCUGCGCAGAAGCGGCUGCGCAGAAGCGGCUGCGCAGAAGCGGCUGCGCAGAAGCGGCUGCGCAGAAGCGGCUGCGCAGAAGCGGCUGCGCAGAAGCGGCUGCGCAGAAGCGGCUUCGCAGAAGCGGCUGCGCAGAAGCGGCUGCGCAGAAGCGGCUGCGCAGAAGCGGCUGCGCAGAAACGGCUGCGCAGAAGCGGCUGCGCAGAAGCGGCUGCGCAGAAACGGCUGCGCAGAAACGGCUGCGCAGAAACGGCUGCGCAGAAACGGCUGCGCAGAAACGGCUGCGCAUAAACGGCUGCGCAGAAACGGCUGCGCAGAGACGGCUGCGCAGAAACGGCUGCGCAGGAACGGCUGCGCAGGAACGGCUGCGCAGGAACGGCUGCGCAGGAACGGCUGCGCAGGAACGGCUGCGCAGGAACGGCUGCGCAGGAACGGCUGCGCAGGAACGGCUGCGCAGGAACGGCUGCGCAGGAACGGCUGCGCAGAAACGGCUGCGCAGGAACGGCUGCUCAGGAACGGCUGCAAACGGCUGCGCCGAAACGGCUGCGCCGAAACGGCUGCGCCGAAACGGCUGCGCCGAAACGGCUGCGCCGAAACAGCUGCGCAGGAACAGCUGCGCAGAAACAGCUGCGCAGAAACAGCUAGGCAGAAACAGCUGCGCAUAAACAGCUGCGCAGAAACAGCUGCGCAGAAACGGCUGCGCAGAAGCGGGUGCGCAGAAGCGGCUGCGCGGGAACGGCUGCGCGGGAACGGCUGCGCGGGAACGGCUGCGCGGGAACGGCUGCGCGGGAACGGCUGCGCGGGAACGGCUGCGCGGGAACGGCUGCGCGGAAACGGCUGCGCGGAAACGGCUGCGCGGAAACGGCUGCGCGGAAACGGCUGCGCGGAAACGGCUGCGCCGAAACGGCUGCGCAGAAACGGCUGCGCCGAAACGGCUGCGACGAAACGGCUGCGCCGAAACGGCUGCGCCGAAACGGCUGCGCCGAAACGGCUGCGCCGAAACGGCUGCGCAGGAACGGCUGCGCAGGAACGGCUGCGCAGGAACGGCUGCGCAGAAACGGCUGCGCAGAAACGGCUGCGCAGAAACGGCUGCGCAGAAACGGCUGCGCAGAAACAGCUGCGCAGAAACAGCUGCGCAGAAACAGCUGCGCAGAAACAGCUGCGCAGAAGCAGCUGCGCAGAAACAGCUGCGCAGAAGCGGCUGCGCAGAAGCGGCUGCGCAGAAGCGGCUGCGCAGAAGCGGCUGCGCAGAAGCGGCUGCGCAGAAGCGGCUGCGCAGAAGCGGCUGCGCAGAAGCGGCUGCGCAGAAGCGGCUGCGCAGGAACGGCUGCGCAGGAACGGCUGCGCAGGAACGGCUGCGCAGGAACGGCUGCGCAGGAACGGCUGCGCAGGGACGGCUGCGCCGAAACGGCUGCGCCGAAACGGCUGCGCCGAAACGGCUGCGCCGAAACGGCUGCGCCGAAACGGCUGCGCAGAAACGGCUGCGCAGAAACGGCUGCGCAGAAACAGCUGCGCCGAAACAGCUGCGCAGAAACAGCUGCGCCGAAACAGCUGCGCAGGGACAGCUGCGCAGGAACAGCUGCGCAGAAACAGCUGCGCAGAAACAGCUAGGCAGAAACAGCUGCGCAGGAACAGCUGCGCAGGAACAGCUGCGCAGAAACAGCUGCGCAGAAACAGCUGCGCAGAAGCAGCUGCGCAGGAACAGCUGCGCAGAAACAGCUGCGCAGAAGCAGCUGCGCAGAAGCAGCUGCGCAGAAGCAGCUGCGCAGAAGCAGCUGCGCAGGAACAGCUGCGCAGAAGCAGCUGCGCAGGAACAGCUGCGCAGGAACAGCUGCGCAGGAACGGCUGCGCAGAAACGGCUGCGCAGGAACGGCUGCGCAGGAACGGCUGCGCAGGAACGGCUGCGCAGGAACGGCUGCGCAGGAACGGCUGCGCAGGAACGGCUGCGCAGGAACGGCUGCGCAGGAACGGCUGCGCAGGAACGGCUGCGCAGGAACGGCUGCGCAGAAACGGCUGCGCAGAAACGGCUGCGCAGAAACGGCUGCUCAGGAACGGCUGCGCAGAAACGGCAGCGCAGAAACGGCUGCGGAGGAACGGCUGCGCAGAAACGGCUGCGCAGAAACGGCUGCGCAGAAACGGCUGCGCAGAAACGGCUGCGCCGAAACGGCUGCGCCGAAACGGCUGCGCCGAAACGGCUGCGCCGAAACGGAUGCGCCGAAACGGAUGCGCCGAAACAGCUGCGCAGGGACAGCUGCGCAGGGACAGCUGCGCAGAAACAGCUGCGCAGAAACAGCUAGGCAGAAACGGCUGCGCAGGAACGGCUGCGCAGGAACGGCUGCGCAGGAACGGCUGCGCAGGAACGGCUGCGCAGGAACGGCUGCGCAGAAACGGCUGCGCCGAAACGGCUGCGCCGAAACGGCUGCGCCGAAACGGCUGCGCCGAAACGGCUGCGCCGAAACGGCUGCGCCGAAACGGCUGCGCCGAAACGGCUGCGCAGAAACGGCUGCGCAGAAACGGCUGCGCCGAAACGACUGCGCAGAAACGGCUGCGCAGAAACGGCUGCGCAGGGACAACUGCGCAGGGACAGCUGCGCAGAAACAGCUGCGCAGAAACAGCUAGGCAGAAACAGCUGCGCAGAAACAGCUGCGCAGGAACAGCUGCGCAGAAACAGCUGCGCAGAAACAGCUGCGCAGAAGCAGCUGCGCAGAAACAGCUGCGCAGAAACAGCUGCGCAGAAGCAGCUGCGCAGAAGCAGCUGCGCAGAAACAGCUGCGCAGAAACAGCUGCGCAGAAGCAGCUGCGCAGAAGCAGCUGCGCAGAAGCAGCUGCGCAGGAACAGCUGCGCAGCAGCAGCUGCGCAGGAACAGCUGCGCAGGAACAGCUCCGCAGGAACAGCUGCGCAGGAACAGCUGCGCAGGAACAGCUGCGCAGAAACAGCUGCGCCGAAACAGCUGCGCCGAAACAGCUGCGCCGAAACAGCUGCGCAGGAAGAGCUGCGCAGGAACGGCUGCGCAGGAACGGCUGCGCAGGAACGGCUGCGCAGGAACGGCUGCGCAGGAACGGCUGCGCAGAAACGGCUGCGCAGAAACGGCUGCGCAGAAACGGCUGCGCAGAAACGGCUGCUCAGGAACGGCUGCGCAGGAACGGCUGCGCAGGAACGGCAGCGCAGAAACGGCUGCGCAGGAACGGCUGCGCAGGAACGGCUGCGCGGAAACGGCUGCGCGGAAACGGCUGCGCGGAAACGGCUGCGCGGAAACGGCUGCGCCGAAACGGCUGCGCCGAAACGGCUGCGCCGAAACGGCUGCGCCGAAACGGCUGCGCCGAAACGGCUGCGCAGAAACGGCUGCGCCGAAACGGCUGCGCCGAAACGGCUGCGCCGAAACGGCUGCGCCGAAACGGCUGCGCCGAAACGGCUGCGCCGAAACGGCUGCGCCGAAACGGCUGCGCCGAAACGGCUGCGCCGAAACGGCUGCGCCGAAACGGCUGCGCAGGAACGGCUGCGCAGGAACGGCUGCGCAGGAACGGCUGCGCAGGAACGGCUGCGCAGAAACCGCUGCGCAGAAGCAGCUGCGCAGAAACAGCUGCGCAGAAGCAGCUGCGCAGAAGCAGCUGCGCAGAAGCAGCUGCGCAGAAGCAGCUGCGCAGAAUCAGCUGCGCAGAAUCAGCUGCGCAGAAUCAGCUGCGCAGAAGCAGCUGCGCAGAAGCAGCUGCGCAGAAGCAGCUGCGCAGAAGCAGCUGCGCAGAAGCAGCUGCGCAGAAGCAGCUGCGCAGGAACAGCUGCGCAGGAACAGCUGCGCAGACGCAGCUGCGCAGACGCAGCUGCGCAGGAACAGCUGCGCAGGAACAGCUGAGCAGGAACGGCUGCGCAGGAACGGCUGCGCAGGAACGGCUGCGCAGGAACGGCUGCGCAGGAACGGCUGCGCAGAAACGGCUGCGCAGAAACGGCUGCGCAGGAACGGCUGCGCAGAAACGGCUGCGCCGAAACGGCUGCGCCGAAACGGCUGCACCGAAACGGCUGCGCCGAAACGGCUGCGCCGAAACGGCUGCGCCGAAACGGCUGCGCAGAAACGGCUGCGCAGAAACGGCUGCGCCGAAACGGCUGCGCAGAAACGGCUGCGCCGAAACGGCUGCGCAGGGACAGCUGCGCAGGAACAGCUGCGCAGAAACAGCUGCGCAGAAACAGCUAGGCAGAAACAGCUGCGCAGAAACAGCUGCGCAGAAACAGCUGCGCAGAAACAGCUGCGCAGGAACAGCUGCGCAGAAACAGCUGCGCAGAAGCAGCUGCGCAGAAGCAGCUGCGCAGGAACAGCUGCGCAGAAACAGCUGCGCAGAAGCAGCUGCGCAGAAGCAGCUGCGCAGAAGCAGCUGCGCAGAAGCAGCUGCGCAGAAGCAGCUGCGCAGAAGCAGCUGCGCAGGAACAGCUGCGCAGAAGCGGCUGCGCAGGAACGGCUGCGCAGGAACGGCUGCGCAGGAACGGCUGCGCAGGAACGGCUGCGCAGGAACGGCUGCGCAGAAACGGCUGCGCAGAAACGGCUGCGCAGAAACGGCUGCGCAGAAACGGCUGCGCCGAAACGGCUGCGCAGGAACGGCUGCGCAGGAACGGCUGCGCAGGAACGGCUGCGCAGGAACGGCUGCGCAGGAACGGCUGCGCAGGAACGGCUGCGCAGAAACGGCUGCGCAGAAACGGAUGCGCAGAAACGGCUGCGCAGAAACGGCUGCUCAGGAACGGCUGCUCAGGAACGGCUGCGCAGGAACGGCAGCGCAGAAACGGCUGCGCAGGAACGGCUGCGCAGGAACGGCUGCGCAGAAACGGCUGCGCAGAAACGGCUGCGCAGAAACGGCUGCGCAGAAACGGCUGCGCCGAAACGGCUGCGCCGAAACGGCUGCGCCGAAACGGCUGCGCCGAAACGGCUGCGCCGAAACGGCUGCGCCGAAACGGCUGCGCCGAAACGGCUGCGCCGAAACGGCUGCGCCGAAACGGCUGCGCAGAAACGGCUGCCUGCGCAGGAACAGCUGCGCAGGAACAGCUGCGCAGAAGCAGCUGCGCAGGAACAGCUGCGCAGAAACAGCUGCGCAGAAGCAGCUGCGCAGAAGCAGCUGCGCAGAAACAGCUGCGCAGAAGCGGCUGCGCAGAAGCGGCUGCGCAGAAGCGGCUGCGCAGAAGCGGCUGCGCAGAAGCGGCUGCGCAGAAGCGGCUGCGCAGGAACGGCUGCGCAGGAACGGCUGCGCAGGAACGGCUGCGCAGGAACGGCUGCGCAGGAACGGCUGCGCAGGAACGGCUGCGCAGGAACGGCUGCGCAGGAACGGCUGCGCAGAAACGGCUGCGCAGGAACGGCUGCGCAGGAACGGCUGCGCAGGAACGGCUGCGCAGAAACGGCUGCGCAGAAACGGCUGCGCAGAAACGGCUGCGCAGAAGCGGCUGCGCAGAAGCGGCUGCGCACAACCGGCUGCGCAGAAGCGGCUGCGCAGAAGCGGCUGCGCAGAAGCGGCUGCGCAGAAGCGGCUGCGCAGAAACGGCUGCGCAGAAGCGGCUGCGCAGAAGCGGCUGCGCAGAAGCGGCUGCGCAGAAGCGGCUGCGCAGAGACGGCUGCGCAGAGACGGCUGCGCAGAGACGGCUGCGCAGAAGCGUCUGCGCAGAAGCGUCUGCGCAGAAGCGUCUGCGCAGAAGCGGCUGCGCAGAAGCGGCUGCGCAGAAGCGGCUGCGCAGAAGCGGCUGCGCAGAAGCGGCUGCGCAGAAGCGGCUGCGCAGAAGCGGCUGCGCAGAAGCGGCUGCGCAGAAGCGGCUGCGCAGAAGCGGCUGCGCAGAAGCGGCUGCGCAGAAGCGGCUGCGCAGAAGCGGCUGCGCCGAAACGGCUGCGCAGGGACAGCUGCGCAGGGACAGCUGCGCAGAAACAGCUGCGCAGGAACAGCUAGGCAGGAACGGCUGCGCAGGAACGGCUGCGCAGGAACGGCUGCGCAGGAACGGCUGCGCCGAAACGGCUGCGCCGAAACGGCUGCGCCGAAACGGCUGCGCCGAAACGGCUGCGCCGAAACGGCUGCGCCGAAACGGCUGCGCCGAAACGGCUGCGCCGAAACGGCUGCGCCGAAACGGCUGCGCCGAAACGGCUGCGCAGAAACGGCUGCGCCGAAACGACUGCGCAGAAACGGCUGCGCCGAAACGGCUGCGCAGGGACAGCUGCGCAGGGACAGCUACGCAGAAACAGCUGCGCAGAAACAGCUAGGCAGAAACAGCUGCGCAGAAACAGCUGCGCAGGAACAGCUGCGCAGAAACAGCUGCGCAGAAACAGCUGCGCAGAAGCAGCUGCGCAGAAGCAGCUGCGCAGGAACAGCUGCGCAGAAACAGCUGCGCAGAAGCAGCUGCGCAGAAGCAGCUGCGCAGAAACAGCUGCGCAGAAGCAGCUGCGCAGAAGCAGCUGCGCAGAAGCAGCUGCGCAGAAGCAGCUGCGCAGAAGCAGCUGCGCAGGAACAGCUGCGCAGGAACGGCUGCGCAGGAACGGCUGCGCAGAAACGGCUGCGCCGAAACGGCUGCGCCGAAACGGCUGCGCAGGAACGGCUGCGCAGGAACGGCUGCGCAGGAACGGCUGCGCAGGAACGGCUGCGCAGGAACGGCUGCGCAGAAACGGCUGCGCAGGAACGGCUGCGCAGGAACGGCUGCGCAGGAACGGCAGCGCAGAAACGGCUGCGCAGGAACGGCUGCGCAGGAACGGCUGCGCAGGAACGGCUGCGCAGGAACGGCUGCGCAGAAACGGCUGCGCAGAAACGGCUGCGCAGAAACGGCUGCGCCGAAACGGCUGCGCCGAAACGGCUGCGCCGAAACGGCUGCGCCGAAACGGCUGCGCCGAAACGGCUGCGCAGAAACGGCUGCGCCGAAACGGCUGCGCCGAAACGGCUGCGCAGAAACGGCUGCGCCGAAACGGCUGCGCCGAAACGGCUGCGCCGAAACGGCUGCGCAGAAACGGCUGCGCAGAAACGGCUGCGCAGAAACGGCUGCGCAGGAACAGCUGCGCAGGAACAGCUGCGCAGGAACAGCUGCGCAGGAACAGCUGCGCAGGAACAGCUGCGCAGGAACAGCUGCACAGGAACAGCUGCGCAGGAACAGCUGCGCAGGAGCAGCUGCGCAGGAGCAGCUGCGCAGAAACAGCUGCGCAGGAGCAGCUGCGCAGAAGCAGCUGCGCAGGAGCAGCUGCGCAGGAACAGCUGCGCAGGAACAGCUGCGCAACAGCCGCUGCGCAGAAGCGGCUGCGCAGGAACGGCUGCGCAGGAACGGCUGCGCAGGAACGGCUGCGCAGGAACGGCUGCGCAGAAACGGCUGCGCAGAAACGGCUGCGCAGAAGCGGCUGCGCAGAAGCGGCUGCGCACAACCGGCUGCGCAGAAGCGGCUGCGCAGAAGCGGCUGCGCAGAAGCGGCUGCGCAGAAGCGGCUGCGCAGAAGCGGCUGCGCAGAAGCGGCUGCGCAGAAGCGGCUGCGCAGAAGCGGCUGCGCAGAAACGGCUGCGCAGAAACGGCUGCGCAGAAGCGGCUGCGCAGAAGCGGCUGCGCAGAAGCGGCUGCGCAGAGACGGCUGCGCAGAGACGGCUGCGCAGAGACGGCUGCGCAGAAGCGGCUGCGCAGAAGCGGCUGCGCAGAAGCGGCUGCGCAGAAGCGUCUGCGCAGAAGCGUCUGCGCAGAAGCGUCUGCGCAGAAGCGUCUGCGCAGAAGCGGCUGCGCAGAAGCGGCUGCGCAGAAGCGGCUGCGCAGAAGCGGCUGCGCAGAAGCGGCUGCGCAGAAGCGGCUGCGCAGAAACGGCUGCGCCGAAACGGCUGCGCAGAAACGGCUGCGCAGAAACGGCUAG
Messenger RNA from Schistocerca nitens (vagrant locust), 8241 nucleotides. RefSeq lists its product as uncharacterized. The transcript has 4 exons. NCBI's taxonomy places the organism in Eukaryota, Metazoa, Arthropoda, Insecta, Orthoptera, Acrididae. The coding region runs from base 1 to 8241 and encodes 2746 amino acids. Gene Ontology annotation, biological process: cell differentiation; regulation of osteoblast differentiation. Gene Ontology annotation, cellular component: nucleoplasm. The record is from RefSeq and is a predicted model, not a curated record.